Molecule: messenger RNA, 1197 nt
Organism: Rotaria sp. Silwood2
Lineage: Eukaryota; Metazoa; Rotifera; Eurotatoria; Philodinida; Philodinidae
Source: the annotation of a GenBank genome assembly
GUUAGUUGAAGAAGAUUAUUUAGUAAGUAUGUUCAACUCUAUAUUUUUAUAUACAUGUAGAUACAAAACUGCUAUCUGUUCAGCGUUUACUACAGCAUAUAAAACUUUGUUGGCUUAGUUUAUACAAUUCAAUUGAUCUAUUAUUAAAAGUUUAUGAAUUAUUAUCUUCAUAUUUUUGUGACAUCGAUAAUGAAAAUAAAGAUACAACAACAUGUCCACCGAUGAUCAGGACGUUUUUUUCGUGAAAUAUGUCCAAAUACACGUUAUACUUUUUGCAUCAAUAUCUUAUUUGAUAUUCAAACCAAGAAUUUGGAACUACAACAAUAUAGUACAUCAAUCGCUGAUUGACAAUAGAGUCAUCAUGAGUUUACUCAAAAAGUCAAACGAUCCACUUAAACAAAAAUAUUUUGGUUAUAAUACACGUUUAUUAUUAAAUUCAAUAUCAAAAGACGAACAAGAAAAAGCGAGAAUACAUCCUAUUCCGCGAUGUUGCACAUUGCGGAAUCAGUUCCGGGGCGGAACUGAUUCCGUCCAAUUCCGGGAGCUCGAUUAUGAUUCUACAGAACAGACCCCAUCGAUAUCGAUCGAAUUCCUUCUGAUUCUAGAAUUCCUUCCAAUUCCCACUAAUUCCCUCUCCACUCAAUUCCCGGAAUUCGUGGAACUCGAUUGAUAUCGAAUAGGUCUGUUUUGCUGAAUGAUGACGGAGUUCCCGGAAUUGGGUGAAACUGACUCCGGAGACGAAACUGAUUCCGCAAUGUUCAACAUCAUAGAAUAGGAUGACUGCUCGAAAGGGCAACUUCUUCCUUUACAAAAUAUUAACCAAAUGUCAUUAAAUAUAUAAAUAAAUAUUAUGAAGAGCAUUCUUUAUUAGCUAAAACAUUAUCUAUUUUCGGUAUAUUUUUUAUGACUAAGCACGAAGAGAAAAGAAUUUCUUUGAUUUUAGGAAUCAUCGAAAUUCAUCAAAUUAUAUUCGAUCAAAUCGAACAAUGUGUAGCUAUUCUUAAACUUGAACUUGAUCACGACAAAUUAUUUGAAGAAGUGAUUAGUUUACAAUUAACAUUUGAAGAGAUUGUUUCCUAUCGUGAAUCACUUUUUGUUCAAAUACAAAAGUAUGUUGGUGGUCCUAAUUUCGAUGAAAUUGAAGAAAUAUUUGAAGAAGAAGAAUUCAUUCAUAAGACAUCAACACCAAGUCAUUAA